AGACCCGCCUCUCCUUCACUCCAGCUGCAGCAUUUAAAUCUCCAUCAGGUCUGCAGCCGCCACAGCUCUGGAUUUUCACCAUGAGGAUGAAGGUGGCCCUGGUUUUCCUGCCGUUUCUUCUCUUCUCCUCUGUUUCCAUGAAUCAGAUGGACUCAGACAGAAAGAUCUCCGCUGUCCAUCCUGAGGAGAACGUCCACACUGCCCUGGCAAAGAUGGCUGCUGCCCUGGCUGCCCUGAAGAGCAAAGUCUCUGUUCUGGAGCAGGAGACUGAAGAGCAAGGAACAAAACUGAAGAGGAUGAGAACUUGGAGGAAGGAGAAGGACGAAAUAUCUACAUUGACAAAGAAAACUGAAGGACAGGAGUGGAAGCGGGUUCAGGUAGACGCUCAAGAGAAGAAUCUGAUUUCUCUGGCUGAAAAUCUAAAGCAGCAACUUCAAGUUUCAGCCAACAAAGUGGCUUUUUCAGCCUCUUUGUUGGCUCAGGGUUCUGGAACUACUGGACCCGUCCUUAGAGACACCACCUUGGUCUUCAAACGCGUCGUCACAAACAUCGGAGACGCCUACAACCCGCAUACAGGAGUUUUUACCGCCCCACUGAGAGGAGCUUACCACUUUCAGUGGUACAUCGGCGUCAACAACGAUGAAAACACAAUAACCUCGUUAGUGAAGAAUGACCAGCAGGUUUUCACUGCGAGGAACAACUUGGACUCAUAUGAAUAUCUGAUAUUGGGCUUCGGCAGUGCAUCUAACGGCGUCUCGCUGCUGCUGGAGGCCGGAGACGUCGUGUUUGUUCGUCUCUGGUCCGGCCAUGUCAUCUACGACGAUGAAAACCACAUCUGCACCUUCAGCGGUCAUCUGCUAUUCCCCAUGUGAGGCAGGACAACUGGCGCUAACGAGACGCUAACUAGGAGCUAACCCUUCCUAUGGGCCCUCCAGGUCUUUUUCUAACUUCACAAUAAACAUUUAAAAACUGUA
Poecilia latipinna (sailfin molly) is the source of this 974-nucleotide messenger RNA. RefSeq names its product complement C1q-like protein 2. The transcript is spliced from 5 exons. Gene Ontology annotation, molecular function: protein binding. The record is from RefSeq and is a predicted model, not a curated record. Bases 81 to 872 code for a protein of 263 amino acids. NCBI's taxonomy places the organism in Eukaryota, Metazoa, Chordata, Actinopteri, Cyprinodontiformes, Poeciliidae.